Messenger RNA from Arabidopsis thaliana (thale cress), 2537 nucleotides. Its product is annotated as Protein kinase superfamily protein. The record is from RefSeq and is marked reviewed. The coding region runs from base 497 to 1549 and encodes 350 amino acids. The transcript is spliced from 7 exons. Gene Ontology annotation, cellular component: membrane. Gene Ontology annotation, molecular function: protein serine/threonine kinase activity; ATP binding; protein serine kinase activity. Lineage: Eukaryota; Viridiplantae; Streptophyta; Magnoliopsida; Brassicales; Brassicaceae.
CUUCAAGUAGCUAUAAAUGUCACAGUUGACAAAUCCACUGUCUUUGCUUUCCCUUCACUGCUCACUUCUUCUCUCUUUCUUGUUUCCUCCAUUGCAAACAAAGCUUUCUCCCACUAAACCAUUUUUCACCAAAGUUUUUUUCUUCUGUUCCCCAUUAACCCAUUACUGUGUAACUCUAUAUACACACACACACACACUUCCUUGCUAUAUUAAUAUUUUUUUUGGCUUUUAACCAUAACCCUGAAUCAAGUUCCUUGUGGGUAAAUUAAUUUUAGCUCAAACUCUACAAUUCAUUAUUGGUACAUCUCUGCCAAUUAAUUUACUGUUGUUUGCUUCAGAAACAGAUUAAAAAAACGGAGCCUUUUCUUUUUCCAUUGUUUCAUCUGUUCUGUUCUAAGAUGAAGACAAAUCUAAAGGACAAAGCUUUAGUCUCUCUCCCAACAUACUAACUAAGGUGAUUAUAGUGAAGUUGUAAGAGAAGCAUACAGGACCAGAGAUGCCACCUGAGAGUUCUUUAAACGCUGAAAUGUCCAAGAAGAUAUCAUUUUUUGGUUUGAAGGGUUUGAAGUUGUGGGUAUGGGUAUGUUUGGUAGUUGGAGUAUUCAUAGUUAUGAUUCUCUGCAUCUUGUCUCUAUGGAUCACAUUCCGUCGGAAAUCUAGAAGGUCUUCAAGCAAGUUUCCUUUCAACCAAAUACCACAUGUGUCCAAAGAUAUCAGAGUCGACAGGGCUGGGUUUCAGAAUCCUCACCCCGAAAGUUUAUAUAUAGAAAUGAAUGAUAAAUCCACUGGAAAAACGAUGAUGUCUCACUUGGGAAGAACCAAGUCUAGUGAUAAUGACACUUUGAGUCAAUGUAGCUCUGUGAAUCACCAUGAGAGAGCUUGUAGUUCUCAUUCUGGUGAAGAAGGAGGCUUUGGAAGUGCUGGGAGACAGUAUGGAGGAGGACCUGUAACAGCAUCUCCUUUGGUUGGUUUACCAGAAAUAUCCCAUCUUGGUUGGGGACACUGGUUUACUCUUAGGGAUCUUGAGCUAGCAACCAACCGUUUUGCUCCAGUGAAUGUGCUUGGAGAGGGUGGUUAUGGAGUAGUUUAUAGGGGUAAACUUGUUAAUGGUACCGAGGUUGCUGUAAAGAAGCUUCUGAACAAUCUAGGGCAAGCUGAGAAGGAAUUUCGGGUAGAAGUUGAGGCUAUUGGUCAUGUACGGCACAAGAAUCUUGUUAGGCUUUUAGGAUAUUGCAUAGAGGGAGUUCAUCGGAUGCUUGUUUAUGAGUAUGUUAAUAGUGGUAACUUAGAACAAUGGCUACAUGGAGCAAUGCGGCAACAUGGAAAUCUCACUUGGGAAGCACGGAUGAAAAUCAUUACUGGUACUGCACAAGCGCUUGCUUACUUGCAUGAAGCAAUAGAACCAAAAGUGGUCCACAGAGACAUAAAAGCAAGUAAUAUAUUGAUUGAUGAUGAGUUUAAUGCAAAACUCUCUGACUUUGGGUUAGCCAAGCUCUUGGACUCGGGUGAGAGUCACAUCACUACCAGAGUCAUGGGUACCUUUGGGUAAAGUCCAAAACUUUGUACCCUCCUCAGGCCAUUAAGGUUAUUAUUAUCUUCUCAGAUGAUGUCCUUACAAAGAAAUCAUUGAUGUUGUUUUUGUUAUUGUUUUCAGAUAUGUAGCACCAGAAUAUGCUAAUACAGGUCUUUUAAACGAAAAGAGUGAUAUAUAUAGCUUUGGUGUCUUGCUUCUUGAAGCUAUAACUGGUCGAGAUCCAGUUGAUUAUGGUCGUCCUGCUAAUGAGGUGAAUCUUGUUGAAUGGCUAAAGAUGAUGGUUGGAACAAGAAGAGCAGAAGAAGUUGUGGAUCCAAGACUUGAACCUAGACCUAGUAAAAGUGCUUUGAAACGUGCACUCUUGGUUUCCCUUAGAUGUGUUGAUCCUGAAGCAGAGAAACGUCCUAGAAUGAGUCAGGUUGCGCGCAUGCUUGAAUCUGAUGAACACCCUUUUCACAAGGAGAGGAGGAACAAAAGGAGCAAAACCGCGGGCAUGGAGAUUGUUGAGACCAAAGACGAAUCUCUUGGUCCUAGUGGCUCAGAGACAAAGCCUUAGAAGAAUUGUGAAUAACAAAUAGAUGAGAUGCAAAUGCCAUUAGACCCGGCUCAGUAGCAUCUUCAAAGUCUUGAAAUGCUCUGUUUCUCUACUUAGCAACUAAUUGAUUGAUGAUACCACACGUUUGGUUGUGGAAAGUUGGGGACAAAGAAGAAAUCUCACUCGGAUGAUCAAAAGAGCCUGUGGAGUGAUGAUGACUGAUACAAAUCUUAGGAGGCAUUAUUAUUUUUUUAAUAUUUAUAUUUUUUUUUGGCUAAUUGUUCCUGUCUUCUUGUCUGUACGGAACGUUUGCGGUUUGUCAGUCAAAAACACGUGUUUAAGAUUUCGCAAGAAAGAGAGAUGUCUUUUGUAGUAGUAAAUCUAAUCAAUGAAUAAAUGACGUAAGCAGAAACAGAGUAUAAGGACAAAAGAAAGAGACAAAAUAAAGUUCAACUAUAAUGGCUAUUG